Molecule: messenger RNA, 9170 nt
Organism: Calliphora vicina (urban bluebottle blowfly)
Lineage: Eukaryota; Metazoa; Arthropoda; Insecta; Diptera; Calliphoridae
Product: transcriptional regulator ATRX-like
Exons: 16
Coding region: 361-8679 (2772 amino acids)
Cellular component (GO): nucleus
Molecular function (GO): ATP binding; ATP hydrolysis activity; ATP-dependent chromatin remodeler activity
Source: RefSeq, a predicted model, not a curated record
GGAAAACAAAAAACAAAAUUUUACAGGCAGAAAUCUUAAAAAUAGUUUUUUUCAAGUGAAUUUAAAUACAUAUUGCAGCAAAAAAUAAGUUAAAUUAUAUAAAUUCAACAAAAUAUACGUGGAAAGAAUGUCAAAAACAUUUAAAAAAUAAAAGUUGAAAGAAAUCAAACAAUCUCAAAGAAAAAAAAAAAAAACUUUUCCAAGGGAGUCCAAAAAUGCAAUAAAACUGGAAACUGUGUAUAUACACAGAUAAGAGCAUAUAGUAUAUUGUAAAAAUGCUUUUUAAAUACUAACAGGAAAUCGCGGAAUCAUUGUGAAAUAUAUUAAACGGCUUAAAGCGUCACAUAUAGCUCGUCCACCAUGGACAGAGAUCAAGAAACUUUGGAUAGGGUAUUGGAUAUACCCAAUACAAUUAGUUUAAAUCCUUUUGAUAGGACACCCAACAUAAUGGAUGACGAUUUAAAUAGCGUUACUCAAGAGGAAUUGGAAGCCAAUUUAUCUACAGAUUGCCCAACUGGUGACAUGGAUACGACUCCGGCACAAAGUUGUAACGACAUGUGGGAAAAAUUAAUACAAAGUUUUUUAGAAGAUAAUUCUACUCAAGAUGCUGUUGUACAGUCAGUUAAUACAGAUCCCACAAUGUUUGAAACGGAACAUACAUUGGCGAAUGAAGAAACAGUGGAUGAAAAUACUUCGGCUAAAGAAGAAAUAUCAGAUGAAAAGACUGAAGUUGAAGGAAUAAUGAAUGUAGUUUUGGAAGAUAAACACUCGAAUGAGGAAAAUGAAAUGGAAACACAAAAUCCUGAAGUUGUGCCUGAGCCAAAUCUGUUAAAUACGGAAAAUGGAAGUUCUGCUGCUCCUUCAGAAGCACUGAAAGAGGAUAUAACUGUCAAUAAUGAAGAAACCCGUAUGGAUAUUAUCAAAGAAGAAGAAGUGUUAUUAUCAUGCAUGUACGAACUAAAUGUAGAUGUUCAAGAUGAUCUGUGUCAAGUUGAGGUGUAUGCCACCAAUCGUGAAAAUGCCACCAACAAUAUGAAGGAAGAAGAACAUAUUAAAGGCGAGUUUUAUGAUAAUGAUGAAGAUGAUAGUCUCAGUAAUGUUUCAGCCCUAAGUAUUGGAUACUUAGAGCCCAAAGAACAGAAGGUAGGAUGCAAAAAGGAAGUAUCGAGCGAGAUAGAGCGUUUGAAUGAAACUCAGCUCUCCACAAUAAUCAAUGAUCAUUGUUAUUCUCAAGAAGUUUCUAUAAAUGUAGAUGAGUGUGAUGUUUUAAAACAAAAUGUCAUUAAUCACAUAAUGACUCAGAAUGUCUCUAACAAAGAUCAUCAAAAGAUUGCCAAAUUUGUUGACAAAAUACUUAAUAAAUUGGAUAAUAAUAAAUUGGAUAAAAUGUUAAAUACAUUAAAUACCACUGACACAUUAACAGAGGAACAACCUGAACCAGAAGAAUUUCACAUUAAAAUUGAAACUGAUGCAAAUUCUACGGAUAAAAAUGAUAAAUCAGAAGACAUUCUAAGUCACCAGGAUCAAAAUCUACAAGAGGAACUGCCACAGCUGCAAGAACAACAAAAACCAUCAGAAGAUGAGCAUAUAGCUGAAACGAAUUUACAGGAAGAAUCACCAGAAAAUGAUGAAAAAGAAGAUGUUCAAGAAAACCCACAAGAUGAAGUAGAUAAUGAAACUCCAAGCAAUGAUAAUGAAGUUGCAGAAGAAAGUCUGCUAAAUAAAGAACAUCAAGAAAUUGCUAAUGAACAACCUGAAUCUAAAGGAACAAAUCAUGAAGGCUCUAAUGAGGAAUCCCAACCUGUUAAAACAGAUUCUGUCGAAACUAAAUCUCUAAAUGGAACAUUGCCGUAUAAUUGUUCCGAAGAUAUUGAACAUCAAAUAUUUGAUGAGGAAUUUGAAUUGCUGUGCAAAAAUGGAGUUUUACCAUCAAAAAGAAGUGACACCAAAACUGAAGCACAUUGUCAAUUGUUAGAAAAGCUUAAAGAUUUUGCUACACAAAUGCAAAAGGAUUGUGAAGAUUUUUCCACAUGUUCUUUGGAAGACAAAUUACAUGAUUAUAUAAAGUUGCAAUACCAAAAUUUUCAAGAGUUAUUUACACCACACAUUGUAUUUAAAAAAACAAUAGAUACCCAAACAAAAUCAAGAAAAACAACAAAACGCAAACGAAAAACAAAGAGUACGGAUACAAAAAAUAAUUUUUCAAAAACUUCCGAUAUCUCAUCACGUUAUUCGUCUACUUGUACGUCAUCGUCUUCAUCUUCUUCGGACGAAGCUGAUAAUAAUGUACAAACAACUUCUAUUUAUUCUAAAGAGGAGGAUCCUGACAGGUCUGCAUAUAAUAACGCUGCACCUAGCGAUAUAAAAUCUUUACCCUCUGUUGAUUACUUUAAUAAUAACGCUUCGAACUAUGGUCGAGAAUAUGAUGAUGGCAUUGAUCUAUCACAAUAUGUACAAUCGGAAGUAUUUAAUAUUAAUUCACUAUCUCCACAUUCCACCAUGUUAUCAGACUCAGAUUCUGCGAAGGAAGAUAACGAGGAUAAUGAUGCAGCUGCUGCAAUACUUAGUAAACACGAUUCAUCUCACCUUAAUGCUGAUCAAUAUGGCGAUAGUGAUGACACAAUGCUUUUUAAGAUAAGUUCUAAGAAAAGCUCAAAAUCUAAUGACAGCUCAUCGGUUAUAUCGUCUGCUGAUGCCUCGAAAUCGAAUAAAAGUCAGGCUGACAAUAUGUCGGUACAUAGUGAAAGUGAUAAAGAAAAUUUGACUUCGGAACGUAAAGAGAGAAAAUCUAAUGAAUCUAUGGAUGAGGAUGAAAAAAAUGAUAGAGAAAUUGAUCGUUUAACCAAUAUCAGUGGCUUGACUAAGCGUUCAGUAUGUAAUACAAAUUCGACUAAGGGUUCGGAUAAAUCUAAACCAAAAGCAGCUCCAGCUAAAACUCUUAAUGAUCGUUUUGAUUUUAUGGAUGUUGAAUUUGGAUCAGAAGAUGAGGUUAAAAGUGAAGCCGAAGAGGAAGUUAUAACGGAACAACAGUUUUUAAGAAAUUAUAAUGAUGACAUAAAAAGGCAAAUGUUGGACGAUUCAAGUACAGAUUCUGAGGCAUUAGAAGAAGAUGAUGACGAGCUAUUAAAAGCCUCUUCAGAAGAAGAUGGAGAAGGCGGCACCAAAUCGCCUUUAGUGGAAAAGUUUCUUAAAACAUUUGUGGUCGAUGACAGUGAUAAUGAUAUAGAAGAUAACGAUGAUGAUGAUGAACUUGAUUUAGAUAGCGAUAAAGAUGAGGAAGAAAAGGAUAAAGAUAAAGAUAAACAGGAAAAUAAAGAUGAUGAUGAAAUUGGUGUAGACGAUAAGACGGUGAAACUUGAAGAAAAUGCAAUCGAUGAAGAAACACAUACAGCUGCAGAAAUGGAAUUAUUAAAUGAUAAUUUUCGCAUUCGCAAUUACACUAAACCACAAAAUCUGGACAAAAUGUUAUUGGAGGCGGAGAAACGUAAAAAAAUUAGUAAAAUUGAUGCAGAACUUAUCAGUUUAAGUUCGGACAGUUCAAAUUCUGAUGUUGAAGCGGUAGAUGUGGAACCGAGUCAAAAGCCAAGAUCUCUCAAACCCAUGUUGCGGCCCGAUCAAUUGGCUGGUGAAACAAUUAAGGCUCAAAAAUUGGAAAAUGAACGUAUAUCACGUUUGGAAAAGAAACACAAUACCCUGGAUAAAGUUCUAAAAGAUCAUCCAGAUGUGGACAAAAACAAAGAAUUAAUCUUGGACUAUAUAAAGGAAACGAAAACCUUUAUUAAGGUUCAUCCGGGCAUUGUAAAGUAUUUAAAGCCUCAUCAAUUUGAUGGUGUGCGUUUUAUGUACGACUCCUGUUAUGGCGGUGUGGAUGCUUUAAAGAAAAUUCCUGGCUCUGGUUGUAUUUUGGCGCAUUGUAUGGGUCUUGGAAAGACCUUGCAAUUAAUUUCUCUCUUACAUACUGUGAUCUCCUAUAAGGAACUGAAAACCACAAAAAUUUUAGUUUUAUGUCCCAAGAGUACGGUCAUGAAUUGGGCUGACGAGAUUAUACGUUGGCUGGGCCCCUUGAGACAAAAAAAUGUUAAAGUCUAUACUUUUAGUGAUACCUCCGACAUUAAUGAAAAGUUGAGCAUAAUCAAAGAAUGGUCUCUGUCAAAUCAUGCACGAGCUGGCUGUUUAUUGAUUGGCUAUGAAGCAUUUCGUACUUUAGUAUUUUAUCAUUCUUAUAAAAAUCGUGGCAAUGUUAACCCUGAACGUUUAGAAGAAAUAAGAUUACUUGUAAAUAAAUAUCUUUUAACACCUGGUGCUGAUUUGGUUGUUUGUGAUGAAGGUCAUAUUAUUAAAAAUAGUAAUUCAGCUAUUAGUAAGGCUGUGGCUAAAAUAGAAACUCCGAGACGUAUUGUUUUGACUGGUACACCCAUACAAAACAAUCUUAAAGAAUAUUAUAGUAUGGUUAACUUUAUUAAACCCUUAUUUUUGGGUACAGAAAAAGAAUUUGCCAAUCUUUAUGCCAACCCCAUUAAAAAUGGUCAGCAUAAAGACUCGGGAAAAAUGGAUAUUAAAAUUAUGAAACAAAGAUCGUUUGUUUUGCACAAAAAACUAUCGAAAUUUGUUCAGCGCAAAGAAGCUGAACUUUUAAAAACAUUCUUGCCAACGAAAUUCGAAUAUGUUCUAUUUAUACCCAUGACUGAUGUACAGAACAAUCUGUAUCAACAUAUCUUAAAUGCUAUCAAAAAUCGUGAUGAAAAUUAUCGUGGCAAAGGACUUAUAACAGAUUAUACAUGUUUACGUAAAAUUUGGACACAUCCGAAAGUAUUAGAAGAUGCUUGGAAGAAUGCCAUAAGUCAACGCAAUAAAAAAGAAAUACGCAAUAAAAAUUUGGCACACAAUUCCGAUGAUGAUCAACCAGAUGAUAUCUAUGAUAGUCAGACUGGCCAGAUGUCGGUUACAAAUGACUGGUGGCGUCAUUUGGUUACAGAAACUGACUUGGAAUCUGUAAUGCCCAGUAAUAAAUUACGUACCAUGUUUAAAAUUUUAGAAAUGUGCGAAGAAAAAGGAGAAAAAUGUUUAAUAUUUUCUGCUUUUGUUGCGGUUUUAAAUGUUGUCGAAUAUUUCUUUAAGAAACUUACGGAUAAAGAUCCGGAAAUUUUAAACGAAUUAAAAAUCAAUAGAAAUUCUAAAUGGAUUUUGGGUCAUGACUACUAUAGAUUAGAUGGUAAAACUCCAAAAUCUAUACGUCAUGCUAUGAUCAAUGAAUUCAAUAACGUGGAUAAUAAAUCCGCUAGAGUAUUCUUAAUAUCAGCCAAAGCUGGCGGUCAAGGUAUCAAUUUAAUAGGUGCUAAUCGUGUUAUCAUAUUGGAUACUUCAUGGAAUCCUUCGAACGAUCAACAAAACAUAUUUCGAGUUUUUCGUUUGGGACAAAAACGUUGUUGCUACAUUUAUCGUUUAUUAGCCAUGGGCACAAUGGAAGAAAAGGUGUAUUCACGUUCCGUAACAAAACAAGCCAUGAGUUUUAGAGUUGUGGAUGAACAACAAAUUGAUAGACAUUAUAAUAUGGCCGAAUUGGCAGAGUUAUAUACAUUAACAAUACCCGACAAAAAUAAUCGUCCCACACCGAUUUUACCCCAGGACAGUAUAUUGGCCAGACUAUUGCGUGCAUUCCCCGAAUUAGUUUUCAAAUAUCAUGAACACGAUAGUCUUUUGGAAAACAAGGUCGAACAGGAAUUGAGUGAACAGGAAAAGAAUGAGGCUUGGACGGCAUACGAAAGAGAUUUGCAAAUGAAUUCAGAAAUAAGAGAAAUGCCAAAUAUGGAAGAUUUACAGAGUAAAUUUAAUGCUUCAAAUUUAUCGAAUUAUUUAUCACCAUUUUCUGGAUUAGAUGUGAGUAACAAUCAAAAUCCAAGUAGUAAAAAUAUGUCGCAUCUCUUAAAUUACAAUCGAGGUUUUGGACAAAACUUUCUACAAUCAUUAUUGGGCCAAAAUACUAAUGCUGCUCUUAACACUCAGCAAUAUAUCGAUAUGUAUAAUUAUUACAAAAAUCUAAACACUACUUAUGCCGAUAUGAAUCCUUAUGGUACAAUGCCUGGACUAAGUACUGGUGGAGGACCUGGUCGAAUGCCAACAUCUUCAACAGCGUCAGCGGUACCUACAAAUCCAUUAGCAGCGCUAGGAGAUCUAAGUAUGUUCGGUUUAAGUUCAUCGGCUUUGCAAUCAUUGGGAGCCAAUGCAGCGGCACUAAAUUUACCCAGCAGUUUAGGUAACAGCAGUAGUGCAGCCCUACAGCAAAUGUCAACAUCAGCAUCUAUGUAUACUUCGCCAUCAGCAUUAAAUACAAAUUUACCGAUAACAUCCGCUAGUAAUAUGGCAGCGGGUGGUUUAGCAAGUGCCAAUAAUUCGGCGGCCGCGCUAUCGGCAUUUGAGCAAUACAAACAGUCAUUAAGAGGUUCAUACAACAGCAUGUACAAUUAUACGGGCGAUUUUGGUUUAUCAUCGUCUGGAUCAACUAUAUUGGAUAGUUCGAAAUCUAAAAGCUCAAAACAUGGAGGUGGUUCGAAUAAUAAAAAUUUACCAGGUGGUUCAAAAGGAGGUUCAGCUAUGGGUUUUUUACCAGGACCUCCUGCCUAUAUGCCACCUCAACCCCAGCCACCAGCACAGCAACAGCAUGUUCAGCAACAUAGACCUAAUUCAAGGAAUACUCCUACAUAUGAACCUCAACAACAGCAACAGCCACAGCAAAAAUCUAAAUCAUCAACAAAAUCACCAUCUUCAGCUACAAGCAAUUCUCUAAUGGCUUCAUCGGAUGCUAAUUCGUCUGGAAGAUCUAGAAGUUUGUUAAGUUAUAGAAGAUCUGAACCGUCAUCUUCUUCUUCUACUUCGGUGGGAGCAACGAAUACAACUAAGCAAGCCAGCGAUAAUUUGUCACAGCAUAAACAAAAUCCACCAGCACAACAAAAGAAAUCUGAGGAAAAUAGUGGCAAUAAUGUAAACAGUGGAAAUAACAAAGCAAUGCUAACACCUAAUCCUAAACCUAUGAAAGCUCCAGCAAGUGGCCCGCAAGUAUUACCAUCAAAUCAAAAGGCAAACCAAAAAUCUGGCUCAAUACAUGGUACUAGCGGCAAUAUUUCCAAUUCUAGCAGUUCUACUUCUUCUAGUAAUUCAAACCAAAAAUCUGGCUCAAGUGGCAGUAGUACCAUUUCUAGCAGUUCAACUACUUCUAGUAAUUCUAACAACAAAUCCACAUCAUCUGCGCAGUCAGAGUCAAAUCGUGCUAUGAAUAUGGGCAUUUUAUAUCCCAAUUCAAAAGGAUCGGAUAAAACAUCCAAUAAACCAAAUUCUCCUUUAAAUAUGGGCAUUGUUUAUCCAAAAUCUUCUAAUAAAUCCGCAUCUGAAAUGCAAAUAAUACCCACCUCUUCUCCACCGGGAACUAUAAGCAUAUCGAAACAAUUGAAUGAAUUAUCACCCAGUAUAUCGUUGACAGCUCUUAAAACCAAUGCACCAAAUAAAUCACAACAAAAUCAGAAUAUUAAAUCAAAUAAUAGCAAUUUCAAUAAUUCUACGCCAAAUGCUCAAAUAAGUAAAAUAAUUCAAAAUAACAGCAAUUUAAGGAGAACUACAAGUCCUGUAAAUACAGCAGCUAUUGCUAGUAAAUUAUCAUCAUCCUCUAAUCUUAAUGCUGGUAGUUCUGCUGCUGGUUCUACCGCCACUACAACGAAUCAAAGUAAUUUGCUGGCUAGAAUUAAAAUCGCCAAUAGUAAAAAACCCGUAAAUGGCAACAAUAAUAAUCCCGUGCCACCUUUACAUAGAGCCGCCACAAUGGUAAGCAUACCCACAACAAGUGCAGCAGCAAAAACUUCUACGGGUUUGACUAUAACAAACGUAAAAACUCCCAUAAAAAAUCCAAAUAUAUCAACGAAAGCUCUAACAUCAAGUCAACAAAUCUCCACAUUAGCCAAACAAACAGCAGCCGCUGCAGUGGCCAAAUCGAAUGUGAAUCGUUUAAGUAAUUCUGGUGGCAGCAGCUCCGAUAAUUUAGCACUACAUACAAAUCAAAAUACCACAUUGCCCUCGCUCACUUCUUUCAAAAAGGUAAUUAAACGAAAUUCACCGAAUAUGGGAGCUGGCAACAAUAAACUCCCUGCCCUCACAUCGUCACCUUCUUUAACGGUAACUAGCGCCGGCAAUAAAUUACCCAUUAUCAGCAGUGUUAAGUCUAUUUCACAAUACCCCUCCACCAUGGCUACUAUAUCAAAGGCAUCAAUUACCAAAAUAAACUCUCCCUCAAAUCAACCAUCAAAUAAUUCGACGUUGACAAAAUCUUCGAUUGGAUCCAACAAUCAGCCUUCAGUAUCAAAUGUUUCGAAAACAUUAGCUCAAAUGCAAAAACGUUUACCCACAUCACAGACGACACCAACGACAUCGUCGACACCGGCUAAUGCGGCAAAUGCUAUACGAAAUACAGUAAAUAUAAGACCAGUGGAUACUAAACAAAAUCCGGCUGGAACGGGCGGUGUCUACAUAAUAGAAACAAAUAUCAAUGAUAAAAAAUUGGCAAUAGGAGCACCAACGAAAAGUGGCGGCGGUACGACGGUUACCAAAGUUCCCACCCAAACUGCAAUAAAACGUAAAUCAACAGAUCCUUUAUCCAAAGAUAAAACAAUUGAAACAAAAAGGUUGAAAAAUUAAAUCUUACAUACUUAUACAUACAUAAUAUUUGUAGUUUAUAGUAUUUAUUUUAAGAUAUUGAAUUUAAAAUAAGUAAUUCUAUACGUAUACAUAAAUACAUAUAAAUUCGAAAAUAAUCGCAAGUGGAAAAGGAAAUUUUACAAUUAAAUUAUAGGAGUUAGUUUCUUUUUAACUAAUUUGUUUUUUUUUAAAUAUAUAAAACUAAAAUUUAGUUGUGUACUGUUUUAAAAUUAGAUUACUAAUUAUCAUUAUAAAAUAUAAAUAUAUAGCUAAAUGUUUAUUUUUUAAACGACAAAUAAAUACUUUGUUAUAUACAUAAAUAUUUUAAUACGAAUACUUUUAACUUAUUACAUUUAAGUUUAAUGUUGUUAUAAUCCAAAGUAUUAUAACGAUUUUUUAUAAUGAUAAAAAUUAAAUUAAUAAAAAACCAUUUAAGUUAUUAACCAGUGCAUGAUGAUUGAUGGAAAUAAAAUCUUAAAAAUCAUGUCGUA